CUGUGGUUCUGGAUGUGAUGACCUUCAUUAUUUUGAUAGGUCCAUCAGUAAUUACUUCAAGCAUCUCAUCAUGUAAAGCACUGAGAUGUGCUUUCAUCCUUAUUUUCCAGUCAUCAAAUUUGUUCAAGUUGAACAGAAGGUUCUUUGCUAACUGACUGUCCAUUUUAGAAGGUGUUUGGGAAGUAGAGUGGCUUGGAUCUUUAGUUCAAAUUAGUCAGAAACUGACUCUAGGAACACUCAGCUCUGAUACCACUUGAUGGUCCUGGAUAGGGUAAAAGUCUAGAGGGGGGGGUGAAUAGACUUUUAAAUCUUUUUCAACUUUUUCAAGUUUUUGCCUCUAGAUGAAUUGAUCUAUAAUCUUUUGAGAGAUUAAUAGAUGCACAGCGGAAGUCUUUACCCUUUUUCUAAUGAGUGUGUGACAACUUUCUACCUUGAAUGAUGUUUGGACUUUAAACUGUGAGCAGUUGGCUAGAUGGCAGGGAACUGCUGAGGCAACUGCCAGUUGAAAAUAGGAGUUUGAGAAAGAUGAUAAUAUGGCCUUGCAGAGAAUGAUGAGGGCUUUCUGAAUAUAUGUUGAGCUGAAGAUAGUAAAGAGUUUUGCCUGAGCAGUGGUCUGAGCAGUUGGGUAAUCCCAGGAAACUGCUAAGCCGUCUGCUGCUUAUAAAGAGGUAUCUUUGAGGACUGACCAACCACACCUUUUAGUAGUGAUAUUUAAAGCUUGUGGGAAACAGAAGUCUCAAGGAAAAGUGAGUUAUUAAGCAGUAGGAUAAGCAGUAGAGUCAAUUAAGACGACUGCUUAGGAUGCUGCUGGCAAACUACGAUCCCUUUAGUGAGAAGUGUUGAGUGUGUGCUUUGGUGAGUAAAGGAGAAUCAACACACGAUGUAUCCUGGUUCAGAGGUGGUGUAAUCCUCCUACAUCCAGUCCCACCCUAUUUCAGAUGGAUUUCCACUAAAGUAUUAAACCCAAUACACUUAGUGCCAAUCUAGCCUUUACAACACUUAGGCCUAGAUUGAAGGUUUUUCACAAUGAGUAUAACACCUCUCAAAGUUACUCAGUCCUUAGACUUUUCUCAAUUGAUCCAGUGGGGAUCAAAAGGUACUCUAUCUAUCUAACUACACUUUAGGAUCCGAACAACUGUUCUCCUAAGUGUUUACAACCACUUGUGAAAUGUUACAAGAAAGUUCUAACCUCCAACUAUGAACUAAGCUCUAAAAAUGUGAAAGUGUUGAUCUAAUCUAAGAGCUUAGUGAAGCAUGAGGCUAAGCAGAGAGUAAAGUUGAGUUUGCACUUUCUCUUUUUGCUAGAUAGCUUCGUAUAUGCUUUGAUGAAAGUAUUUCUCUGCUUAGAAUGCUCAAGCUUGUUUUUGAACUCAUGCUUCUACCUAUAUUUAUAGGCCUUCAUGGUUGAUCAAUCUCAUCCGUUGGUUGAGAUGGAUUAAUCUUGUGCGUUGAGGGUCUGGCAAGGACGAAUUGUACAUUUGUCGUCUUGUGCAGGAGCUUUUAAUAUUUUUGUUUUCUGUCUUGAAUGAUUGGGCUGCGGUAUGGGUGUGUCUUCAGCCGCUGCAGCUUCACUCCAAGAAGUCCUCCCAUGCUGUAGGACCGUGUAUUUAAUUUUUGUCUUCCAAUCAAUAUUCAAUGUAUUCGAGCAUCUCAAAUGUGACCUAUAUUUAAUCUUUGAGUAAAAUGAUAUAUGCCGGUAGGAUUUAAAUAUCCUAUGAAGGUAAAAAGAUACCUUAUUGCAUUUUUAUGUAUCCGGUAAUAUAUCAUUAAUCUUAAAGAUUGUACAUUUAUUUUUGUCACUUAUGAUUUAAAUUUAAAUGUUACUUCUGAAAAUAAGACUCAAUGUAAAUUUGUUUAGUAUAGUGGCAUCAUCAAAAUCUAUCAAAAUUGGAGACUAACACAUCUUUUGAAGACCGGCCUCGUCCCCACACCUCGCGGACGAGGACCGCUGCUUGGUUCUUUCAGGUCGGCCUAUCAGUGCCGACACCAUUAUAUCACGACCGGCCUCCCGGCUCGGCGUGCUUAUCAUAUUUGAAGACCGGCCUCACCCUGCUCCUCGCGGAUGAGGGCCGUUGCUUGAUUCUGUCAGGUCGGCCUCUCAUUGCCGACAUCAUUACAUCACGACCGGCCUCCCGGCUCGGCGUGUUUAUCAUAUUUGAAGACCGGCCUCAUCCCCGCUCCUCGCGGAUGAGGGUCGUUGCUUGAUUCUUUCAGGUCGGCCCCUCACUACCGACACUAUCAUGUUAUGUUCGGCCUCUCGGCACGACAUAUUUAUCUUUUGAAGACCGGUUUCAUCCCCGCGCUGCGUGGAUGAGAGCCGUUGCUCGGAUAUAUCGGCCUGAUCGGACACUAUUGUCAUCUCCUUAUCAGGACCGACUGCUCAGCGGCAUUAUGAUCAUUAUUUGUCGGCUCCCAAUGCCGAUCCUCUUGAGUUUGUGAUCGGGCUCACGACUCCCCUCCAGGAGGGUGACCAUCGCCUUCGCAUGACGACCAGCUAUUCUAUCGCCUCGUCAUUAUAUUGUUCGCUAUGCCACCACCAUUAUGUGUGACAUCCCGUGAUCCCUGCGAGUUUCUUGGACGCCGAAUGUCUUCUUCGAUGUAGGAAGAUCGGUAGGACCACGGACCAGGGACGGACAAAGAAGAGCUAGGGAAUCUCGAUGUAGAUAAACCUGUUCCUCCUUGCGAGUUUCGCGGAUACCGAACGUCUCUUCGAAGCAAGAGCGCCGGUAGGACCAAGAACCAAGGACGAACGAAGAAUAUAGAUUGCCUCCCUCAAAAAAAAAAAAGAAAAAAAAAAGAUGGGGAGAAGAGGAGGUGAGCUCCUAUGUGGAAGGGAAUCUUGCCCGGGUGUGCCAGAUCUUCUCCCACCGCCGAAGACGAACGCCUCUCGAUGUAGAGGUUAGUAGAGACGCGGAGGGGGCUAGACGAACCAAGGGAGCCUUGCCAAGAUAAACCUGUUCAUCCCACAAACGACCAUGGAUCGAUGGACGUGGGAUAACAAAGCCGGGAACCCGUGAGGGUAAACCAGUUCGUCCCUGCGAGUUCCUUGGAUACCGAACGUCCUCUUCGAAGCAAGAGACGCCGGUAGGACUAAAAGGACCACGGACGAACGAAAAAGGGGGAAUCUCGAUGCAGAUAAACCUGUUCCUCCUUGCGAGUUUCGAGGAUACCGGACGUAUCUUCGAAGUAAGGACGCCGGUAGGACCAAGAACCAAGGACGAACGAAGACUAAAAGACUCUAAAAAAAAAAAAAGAUGCCAGAAGAGCACGGAGCAAAGAAUGAUUUUAUCCCUCGGCGCUAUUGGCCGGGAAGUACAAACUGAAAAACAUAUAUAAAGAAUAAUUACAAAACUUAAGUACGAAGAAUGAAGUGGCCGACGACGAUCGGCUAACAUCAGGCUUUCUUUUGCCUUGGACGACGAAUACCAGCUCCCCAGAUCAGACGGAGGGACAUCACCCAGAUUUUUUUCAGGCUCACCAUUCCUUCCUGGAUGGAGUCCUGGCAGACGAUCGGCUUCUCACAGCCAAUCAGGAUAGAGACUUGACACAUCACCAGCACGGCCGAGGGCCGUGAGACGAUUACCACUCACGAUUAUCACUAUUUUUAUGCAGUACGAUCGGCCCCUCAGCGCCAUCGUACCCAGCUCACGUUCAGCUCGUCCAUCCCUUCCAGGGUGGCGACGAACGUCUUAUGCAUCACGAUCGGCUUCUCAGCGCCAUCGUGUCUCUUUCACGUUCGGAUCGCCCCAUUCCCUUCCAGGAUGGCGACGAACGUCUUAUGCAGUGUGAUCGGCCCCUCAGCGCCAUCGUACCCAGCUCACGUUCAGCUCGUCCACCCCUUCCAGGAUGGCGACGAACGUCUUAUGCAGUGCGAUCGGCCCCUCAGCGCCAUCGUACCCAACUCACGUUCAGCUCGUCCAUCCCUUCCAGGAUGGCGACGAACGUCUUGUGCAGUGCGAUCGGCCCCUCAGCGCCAUCGUACCCAGCUCACGUUCAGCUCGUCCAUCCCUUCCAGGGUGGCGACGAACGUCUUAUGCAUCACGAUCGGCUUCUCAGCGCCAUCGUGUCUCUUUCACGUUCGGAUCGCCCCAUUCCCUUCCAGGAUGGCGACGAACGUCUUAUGCAGUGCGAUCGGCCCCUCAGCGCCAUCGUACCCAGCUCACGUUCAGCUCGUCCAUCCCUUCCAGGGUGGCGACGAACGUCUUAUGCAUCACGAUCGGCUUCUCAGCGCCAUCGUGUCUCUUUCACGUUCGGAUCGCCCCAUUCCCUUCCAGGAUGGCGACGAACGUCUUAUGCAGUGCGAUCGGCCCCUCAGCGCCAUCGUACCCAGCUCACGUUCAGCUCGUCCAUCCCUUCCAGGAUGGCAACGAACGUCUUAUGCAGUGCGAUCGGCCCCUCAGCGCCAUCGUACCCAGCUCACGUUCAGCUCGUCCAUCCCUUCCAGGGUGGCGACGAACGUCUUAUGCAUCACGAUCGGCUUCUCACCGCCAUCGUGUCUCUUUCACGUUCGGAUCGCCCCAUUCCCUUCCAGGAUGGCGACGAACGUCUUAUGCAGUGCGAUCGGCCCCUCAGCGCCAUCGUACCCAGCUCACGUUCAGCUCGUCCAUCCCUUCCAGGGUGGCGACGAACGUCUUAUGCAUCACGAUCGGCUUCUCAGCGCCAUCGUGUCUCUUUCACGUUCGGAUCGCCCCAUUCCCUUCCAGGAUGGCGACGAACGUCUUAUGCAGUGCGAUCGGCCCCUCAGCGCCAUUGUACCCAGCUCACGUUCAGCUCGUCCAUCCCUUCCAGGGUGGCGACGAACGUCUUAUGCAUCACGAUCGGCUUCUCAGAGCCAUCGUGUCUCUUUCACGUUCGGAUCACCCCAUUCCCUCCAGGAUGGCGACGAACGUCUUAUGCAGUGCGAUCGGCCCCUCAGCGCCAUCGUACCUGGCUUCACGGUUCGGCUCGCCCAUACCCUCCGGGAUGGCGACGACCGUCUUAUGCAGCACGAUCGGCUUCUCAGCGCCAUCGUGUCUCUUUCACGUUCGGGUCGCCCACUCCUUCCAGGAUGGCGGCGAACGUCUCUUAUGCAGCACGAUCAGCGCCCCAGCGCCAUCGUGUCUGGCUCACGUUAGGGUCGCCCAUUCCCUUUCAGGAUGGCGACGAACGUCUCUUAUGCAGCACGAUCAGCGCCCCAGCGCCAUCGUGUCUGGCUCACGUUAGGGUCGCCCAUCCCUUUCAGGAUGGCGGCGAACGUCUCUCAUGCAGCACGAUCAGCGCCCCAGGGCCAUCGUGUCUGGCUCACGUUAGGGUCGCCCAUCCCUUUCAGGACGGCGACGAACGUCUCUUAUGCAGCACGAUCAGUGCUUCCGCGCCAUCGUGUCUAGCUCACGUUAGGGUCGCCCAUCCCUUUCAGGAUGGCGACGAACGUCUCUUAUGCAGCACGAUCAGCGCCCCAGUGCCAUCGUGUCUGGCUCACAUUAGGGUCGCCCAUCCCUUUCAGGAUGGCGACGAACGUCUCUUAUGCAGCACGUCUGCCUCUCGGCGCUGACAUGCCCGGUUUAUCGACGAGAGCCACCGCUUUCUAUCACAUCUCACAUUCCUUCUCUCAUACAUUGCACCCAUACAUUACAUGCAUUCAUGCAUUCAUGCAUCAUACCUCAUACAUUCAUACAUACACACGUGCAUCGUGUUUUGACAGUACCGCGACGUCGGUUUAUAGAUGCAUGGACCUCCAAGCUUCUCCGAUUGGAAAGCUCGAGUCAGAGUCCUUUACUCCCCGCCUGAUGCAUUCAGGGGGAUUGUGCCCGUGGAGGAGCACCCUUCGCCCGACCCCGUCGGGAAGGGGGGUGCCUCACCGGCAGAUUACGUUCAGGAGUGCAGACACCCACUCAUAUAUUAUGAUUAUUCGAAGACACAGUUUCCAGCAAGACAGAGGAAGAGCGCAGGCAAGAGUAUAUUUUCUCGAGCAGAUUCGCACGCUCACUACUCAAGAAACUGGGGGACUUGUGUUGGGAUAUAUUAUCCCGGCCUAUUACUGUUCAGGAGCCCAGGACAUUAUCCAGUACGGAGCCCGAGCAGCUAGGCCCGUUUCGGCCCAUUCUGGCCCACUUUAGCCAUUUGGGCCCAUUCCGGUCCAUGCGGCCCGUUAGGGUGGAGAGCCCCCUUUCCCCCCUAUUUCCUAUAAAUAUGGAGCUUAGCCUCCAUGUAAAGGAUCCUCUUUUAGCUCCAUCCUCCUUCUUUUAGACUUAGCUCAAUACUCCAUUAAUGGGAGCUUGUACAAUGUAAUUGUGAGGAGAGUCCUAAUGAGAAAGAGAGGGCUUGGACAUUAGCCUAAAAAGUCCCGUGGUUUUCUCCCUUUCGGGUUUCCACGUAAAAACUGAGUGUUCAUACAUAUAUUUACUAUAUCGUGUUGGAUUAAACUCAACACGUUCUGAUAUAAUAGUCGGAGGAUUAAAGUCACAAAAAAUCAUCAAAUGAAUUAAAUAGGCCAAGUAAAUAAGUGUAAUAAUUGCUUCCUAGGGGAAGCCUAUAUCAUACAAUCGGUUGUACUCAUACAGCCGGUAUCAAUUUUGUAAUUUUUCGUAAAAAAUCGCAAAUACUGUUAAUUGAGCACCAAUACACUUUUAUUGAGCAUCAAGACUAUCCUAUUGACGGUUAGGAGCCUAUUAUUGAGUAUCGUUAUAUGUGCUCCAUAUUUUCUAAUUUACUUUUGUUUUUUCUUUUAGAGAAAACUGUCAAAUAGGUCCUCGAACUUUCAUAAAAAGGUCAAUUAAGUCCUUCUAUAGGAGGUUCUGUCCGGCCGUCGCGAUUUGGGGCAGUUCCCGGUGGAAUUUUUUGAUGAAAUGUUUUGAGCAUCUUAUUCACCAAGUCUAGUUUACUCAUACCAAAAUUCAGCUAAAAAAUCAAUCGGGAACACAUUCAAAUUAAUUCUUGAAGAUAACUGCGCAUUUUUGCGUUCUCGAAUUAUUUGACAGAGUUGAUGAAUAAGAUGCUCAAAAAAUUUCAUCAAAAAAUUCCACCGGGAACAGCCCCAAAUCGCGACGACCGGACAGAGUCUCCUAUAGAAGGACUUAAUUGACUUUUUUAUGAAAGUUCGAGGACCUAUUUGACAGUUUUCCCUUUCUUUUAUCAUUAUCAUCUUGAGUAUUUAUAAUCAAGUCAUAUGAAUUUCAAUUUUCAAUAUGUGAAUCUAAUUUAAUAUUAUACUUUUCAAAUACAUUGAUAUGAAAAUCAUAAGCUUUGUUAGUUAAGUAUCAAGACAUUUUCAUUGAGCAUCAAACCUCCUCUAUUGAACAUUGGAAAUCUACAAUUGAGUAUACAAUUUUCUGAAACUUCAUUUGAACAUCAAAACAUUUCAAUUGAGUAUCUUGUUCUAUACUAUUGAUCACCAAGAUUAUGUGUUGAGCAAUCGAACUCUCAAAUUAAAUACAAUGGGCUGUUAGGGGCUGGCCAUGGCAGAACAUCCAAGGGUUACUGUCGGGAAACUUCACAAUUGGCGGGAAGCCAAUUAAUGCAUGAGAUCUGGAGGAUUUUAUGGUUGGGAGAUCAUCCACUCAGGGUCGGCCACGUAACCCUCUCCAACCACUCACUCCUAGUAUAAAUAUCAGCAUUUAUUUCAUUGUAAGGGUUAGCAAUUUUGUACUCACAACACUAUACUUCCCUCUAGCUCUUGUAAUAGCCUUAAGGUCUGCCUAGGAUCGAAAUUCUUGUUCGACAAGUUAUUGUAACGAGGCCGUUUACUGAAA
This is a messenger RNA of Cuscuta epithymum, 7727 nucleotides long. Lineage: Eukaryota; Viridiplantae; Streptophyta; Magnoliopsida; Solanales; Convolvulaceae. The record is from the annotation of a GenBank genome assembly.